Messenger RNA from Exaiptasia diaphana, 975 nucleotides. RefSeq names its product calcium-binding protein P. Lineage: Eukaryota; Metazoa; Cnidaria; Anthozoa; Actiniaria; Aiptasiidae. The transcript is spliced from 2 exons. The record is from RefSeq and is a predicted model, not a curated record. The coding region runs from base 355 to 975 and encodes 206 amino acids.
UAUCCAAUGUCAAGAUAUAUAACAAGUAUUCCUAUUCAUGCAAUAGAUACUCUUCUAACAAAGAUAUUUUGACAAUAACUGAUGGGUCAUCCACUUAUAGUACAGAGCUGAAAUCAGUUUGUAGUAGUGUUUCAUCUUCAACAGUUCGCUCUACUGGUAGAUAUAUGACAGUAAAGUUCAAGACCGAUUCUGAUGACUACGUUUUAACCAAUAAUGCAGGAUUCAACUWAAAGUACUAUGAGUAUGAGMCUGAURCAAGUGAGUUAUUUCRUACAGAUAUUUUGCAAUAUUAGAAURCAAAGCAGCCCAUGGACAACAAUUAAUAUUGCUGUGAAUUUUCUUGUGUGAUAUGAAAUGACAUGUAUCUUAACUUGUACUAAAUGUAGUUUUCUUAUUCUUCCAGAUGUUGGUAUGAUUGUUGGCAUAGUGUUUGGUGUGAGUUUUGGUCUUGYUAUUCUAAUAUGCUGUGUUUGGAUGUGUAAACGUAAAGGUAAUGCAGGCAAUGUACAUAGAGUUCCUGCUGCUACAACAACACAGUCAACAACUAUGACAACAAGUCGUGCACCACCUCCUGGUGCACCUCAGUAUCCUAUGCAGACACAAGGUGGACCUACUCCAGCUGGAAGCUAUCCACCUCCAGGCCAAUCAAGCUACCCAUCUGAAAAAGGCAGCUACCCACCUCCUCAAGGCAGCUACCCACCACCUCAAGGCAGCUACCCACCACCUCAAGGCAGCUACCCACCACCUCAAGGCAGCUACCCACCACCUCAAGGUAGCUACCCACCUCCUCAAGGCAGUUACCCACUUAAUGAUCCUGUUCCAAGUGAACCACCUCCACAAUAUCCAGGAAUAAAUGCUGAUUCAUCACAGGCAACUCCUGCCURCAAUCCCCAGUUUCAAGGACCACCUCAAGCCAGUCCACCAUACCCAACAGGUGGUGAAUAUCCUAUGCAAUCUGGAACACAACAAAAGUAG